Pleuronectes platessa (European plaice) is the source of this 1212-nucleotide messenger RNA. RefSeq names its product cornifelin (gene cnfn). NCBI's taxonomy places the organism in Eukaryota, Metazoa, Chordata, Actinopteri, Pleuronectiformes, Pleuronectidae. The transcript has 4 exons. The record is from RefSeq and is a predicted model, not a curated record. Gene Ontology annotation, cellular component: cornified envelope. The coding region runs from base 280 to 630 and encodes 116 amino acids.
UUACUGUGCGCUGAUAAAAAAACGCGUCACGUCAGGUGGACCCUUUAGAAAGCUGUAAUACGCCCCAAAAACAAACAUUUAACUUUUGUAUUCACAGGGUGUUUGCACCAGGCUAAAUGCUCAUUGUGUGUCUGGUCAUAUCAGUAGAAACUGAUCUCAGACAUAUGACUGAUGUCACAAUGGGUAUAAGAGCUGUGGCCAGGCCCUCGCCCACCUGUUCCUGGGCCGGUGACCGUCGACACUGUCAGACCACAGCAACCUCAGGAGGAGAGAUCAGCGAUGGCGUUCCAGUCCAAUGUGAUCAGCUCGCAGCCUCAGGUCUCAGUCACCCAGUACACUGUGUCUCCUGGAAUGUCGGAUUGGAGCUCAAAUGUGUGCGACUGCUGUGAUGACUGUGGAAUCUGUCUUUGUGCCACAUUCGUCCCGUGUAUUCUUGGCUGUAAGGUGGCUCAGGACAAUGGGGACAGCUGCUGCAUCCCCUUCCUUCCUGGUGCGAUGAUAGCUCUGAGGACGAGCAUCCGCAGCAGACACCACAUUCAAGGCUCAGUGUGUGAUGACUGGGUUGUCAUGGCCUGCCUGCCUCUGUGUGGACUGUGUCAGAUGGCCCGGGAGCAGAAGAUGAGAAGAUAAAAGAAUCUAUAAAUAAGAAGGCACUUGUGGAAAACGUUCAUUUCUUGGUCUGGACACCAGUUCUCCAUCUCACAUUCCAGUUUGCUUUAUUCACACAAGUUUUCAACAUAAUAAUAAUAGCUGUAAGAUCAGACUGAACUGCAAUUUUAUUUGUCUUUAUUAUUUUGUACUAAUAUACUAUAUACUGUAUCUAAUAUACAUAUUUAUACACAUCACAGGUGUGGGCAGGUUUUCAGUGAGUUGGGAGAAAAUAAAUAUUUCAUUAGGCCUAAACCUUUACACCGAACCAACGUCUCUCAUGUCCAGUUAAACAGCGACUCACUGUGUUGAAAUUGUCUUCAUGCAACAAACUGGCGAACAAAUGAAGAAGGAAAGGCGGAUCUUCACACUUCAGUGUGACGCAACAAGUUUAUUGUGGUGAAUUUACAAGAGUUAAUACUUUUGAAUAUAUUAGUAUCAGAAUAUUGUUCCCAUUGCAUAUUAGUAACAUGUUCAUCAAUUAAUACAGAAAAUAAAUAUGAUGUAUUUAAUGGCAAAUGCAUUCAAACAACAGUGUUUCAAUAAAACUUUGUUGGAUUAUCA